CCCCCACGCCGCCCCUCCUCUCUCCCUGCUCGUCUCCUCUUCCCUCGAUGCCGGCCCCCUUGUUUGCUUGCCUCUCCGACCCGGGCUCUGGCUCUAGCCCUGAUGGCAGCACACCAUCACCCCCUCUGCUCAAGAGAUCCAGACACCCCAGCCCGUCCGUACAAAACCAGAACCGCGGCUCCAUACCUCGCCGCCUCUCCUCCUUUUCCUCCUCUCUCUCCCGCUCCGCCGUCCUGCCCCCAUCCACCCGUGCUCGACCCUGACCCUGGAUCCCAUCCCGCCGGAUCCGAGGCGUCUGGGCGUGGAGGCGAGCUUCUCCGACGGCAGCGAUGACCACCAUCCAGGCCCCCUUGCUCACGGAGGAGAGGCUACGACCGAGGGGAUGCAGAGGAGGAGCGGGCCUCGCGGAGGAGGGGCCGCAGCUGCGGGAGCUCUCCACGGAGGAGGAUUCUGUGGUGGUGGAGCAGAGCGUGCGGUGGCGCGGAAGUAGCAGUGGAGGCUGGAAGAGCGCAGUGGCCGAAGGGGCGAUGCGGCGUUGCUGCCUCUACCUCCAUCCUGACCCUUUUACUCGUGCACAGGCUAUACUUGCAAGUGCAUUUGCUCGUAAGGACCAUUCGAAGGCCAAGGCCACAGCUUACCACGUACCGCAGCUCGGAUUGAUCUUGGGGCUUCUCCUGGGCCUACUUCUUGGAGUUGGCCUCCAUACAGGUUCGAGAUUAUUUACAGAAGACCGUGGUGUACUGCAUCAUAUCUACAUGGCAACACCGAUACUCGUGGCUGUUGUUAGCAUCGCUUGCAUGGUCACCCUCGCCAGUUACAGUGAUUUCAUUGGAAUCUGGAUAGCCUUGUCCAUCUACAUGUGCCUCCGCAUGUUUGCAGGAUUAUGGAGGAUUGGGACUGCUAGCGGGCCAUGGGCUUUCCUUCGCAGCUGAACAUGUAAUGUACAUUCUCGUAGAUAGUAUAAGGUAGGUAGAAUAUUUAUACUUGUAAGCAACUUUGGAGUUCAUACUAAGAUUUGGUGUGUCAGUAUGUGAAAUCUACUAUAAAUCAAAAGCCAAUAUAAAGGUAUGCUCCACCUUGAUUGUCGCUACUAUGUUCCACUCCUAUAUUGACCAGGGGAAGUUCUAUAUUAUGCCAAUUUUUCCUUCAAUUUACCACUGUGUUUAGAGUGUACGUAUCGAACGAACCAAUUCCUUCAGUUAUAUCAGUACAUAUUAAAACGAAAAGGUGUAUAUGCUAAAAUUGUUUGGCAUCCAUUCCUUUCCUACGGGCCAUUCAUCAUCUCAUCUCACAACACUCAUGCCACAUAACCUGGCUAGCUCACACUUUACUCAGUUCUAUGUACCAGCUAUGUAGAUUUAUUCACCGAACUGAGAUGAUGCGUGUGCUCAGUUAGAUGCUGCUUGCUCGAUUUUGACCAUGCUUGCUGCAAUAAUCAAUCUAUCUGAUAUGAGACCUAUCUAUUCUUUGUUGACGUUUGGUUACAAAUCCUGGAGCUAUUCUUUUUGUAUUGAGAAUAUUACCUUUUAUCACCUUAUUUGGCUGCAGUUCAUCUUUCCCAUUAGUUGUGUUAGUAAACUAAAUUGAGAAUAUUUGUUAACUUUUUAUGGCUUGGGAUCUUGCAGCUGUGGCGGCUCGCUGUUUGUGUGGUGAGGGUUACUUCUCCUGGUGCAGUAGUACCAUUUUGGAGUGUCCCUUGUUUGCAACUAUAUUUAUCUACAGCCUCUGCUAAAAGGGCUCCCGUUCAGAGAAAAUCAAAGGGACAAACAAAGCUCAAAUGCACGUUUGUUGAUACAUCAGUUUAAGGUGCUUUUAUUGAACCAAAAGUUAGUGUUGUUGGCCUUGCCAGACUGCCAGCCCUCAAAGAGGUAGUUCAGCCUCGAAGGAGAGGGGAACUGAUGGAUGCCAGGGAAAGAAACUAGGUGAAGCUCUGAUGCUUGAUUGAGAACCAGAUGCUCCCAAAGUUCUUCUGGUUGAGUCGUUUACUUACUAGCAAUGACAUUCACAAUGGGAAGCCUUUAUAGCAGGCUACUUUGAUUGAUUCCCAAACUAUGGCUUAGUUACAAAUGUUUUGGCGGUGAUGUUUCAUACACUAGUCCAGUGUUGCUACCCAAUGAUGAGUUGUAUGAAGCACUUUGAAAUGCUUUG
Molecule: messenger RNA, 2148 nt
Organism: Triticum dicoccoides
Lineage: Eukaryota; Viridiplantae; Streptophyta; Magnoliopsida; Poales; Poaceae
Product: protein DETOXIFICATION 42-like
Exons: 7
Coding region: 330-932 (200 amino acids)
Source: RefSeq, a predicted model, not a curated record